Prunus dulcis (almond) is the source of this 2059-nucleotide messenger RNA. RefSeq names its product protein CDC73 homolog. NCBI's taxonomy places the organism in Eukaryota, Viridiplantae, Streptophyta, Magnoliopsida, Rosales, Rosaceae. The transcript has 3 exons. Gene Ontology annotation, molecular function: RNA polymerase II complex binding. The record is from RefSeq and is a predicted model, not a curated record. Gene Ontology annotation, cellular component: Cdc73/Paf1 complex. Gene Ontology annotation, biological process: transcription elongation by RNA polymerase II; positive regulation of transcription elongation by RNA polymerase II. The coding region runs from base 123 to 1352 and encodes 409 amino acids.
GGGUCGGCCCAAAACCCAAACCAAAUUCUUCUCUUUUACGCUCCGCUGUGUCUCAGUCAUCAUCACUGUCAUCACUUGCACAGCAGCAGGAGCUUCAGCAAGCAAGAGCGUCAUCAUCAAACAUGGACCCACUCUCCGCCCUCCGCGACUUCACAAUCCGAGGCGAGUUGGAGAAGAUCGUCCGAGUCAACGACGAGUUCCGGUUCGACACAGACUACAGCUUCCCCUGCCACGCCGAGACCGCCUACCGGUCCAAGCAGGGCAAUCUUUAUACCCUCGAAACUCUCCUUUAUUACGUCACCAACCACCACCUCAAGCACACCGACUACAUCCAGAGCGCCCGCACCCAGGGGAUCCCCUCCGUCACUUUCCCCGACCGCAAGCCCCUCCUCGACUACCUCACCGGAAAGAUCUCCUCUUCCGACUCUAUCGAAUUCCUCCUCCCCCCUCAAAACGACGCCGUCCAUCCCAAACUCCCCAGUCUCGAUCCGAACGUCAACAGCGGCAUCAACAACGACAGCAACGAUUACGGUACGACUGAUUCUAGGGUUUUCAGUCAAAUUGAGACCCCGGUGGACUACAUGUCGUUGAUUUGCUCCGGCGAGAGGCCGUUGAAGGACCGGGAAGGCUUGUUGGAGUGUAAAGGGAGGAACUUUUACGGCGUUUUGACUUCGGCGACCAAGCGAGAGGAGGAACGACAGCGUAUCGAGUCGCAGCAGAGGAAAGACGGGUUGGUGGCGAAGAGUAGGCUAAUGGGUUCGGACGAGAGGGGCUUGACCGGGUUCGGAGACGAAUCGGGUUACGACCCGAAUCCCAAGCCCAAAUUGCACUUGAAGGGUGGUAAAAUUGGGGAAGGUGUGCCCAUAAUUUUGGUGCCCAGUGCGUUUCAAACGCUGAUUACGAUUUACAAUGUGAAGGAGUUUUUGGAAGAUGGGGUUUAUAUACCAACGGAUGUGAAGGUGAAGCAGAUGAAGGGGGCUAAGCCUGACUGUGUGACGGUGCAGAAGAAGUUCAGUAGGGAUAGGGAUAGGGUGGUAACGGCGUAUGAGGUCAGGGAUAAGCCCUCGGCGUUGAAGGCCGAGGAUUGGGAUCGGGUUGUGGCGGUUUUCGUGUUGGGGAAAGAGUGGCAGUUCAAGGAUUGGCCUUUCAGGGACCAUGUUGAAAUUUUCAAUAAGAUCGUGGGAUUUUUCAUGCGUUUUGAAGAUGACAGUGUGGAGUCAGCUAAAAUUGUGAAGCAGUGGAAUGUAAAGAUCAUCUCGAUUAGCAAGAAUAAGCGGCAUCAAGAUAGAGCCGCGGCAUUAGAGGUGUGGGACAGACUAGAAGAAUUUGUACGGUCACGGUCACAUUCUUGAUGUGCGUCAAGUUUUGGGGAGAAAGAUGUAUGCAGCUAUCUCAUGUUGGAGAUCACUUGGAUUUUGGUGCCUGCCUGUAACUUUAAAGUUUAGUUACAAAAUUUUGAGGAUAUUAUAACCUUAUGUUUUUAGCUGACUGGAAGUUAUAUCAAUCAAGAGAAGAGUACAUGGAAAAAUGAUUGGUUGGUUGAAUAUCAAGGGUAGAUAUUUGAAGAUGGAUUUUGCCAUUUUACAAUUUAUGCAAAGUUUUGGCACGCAUUUGGCUGCUCGCACAGUUAUUUUAAAGGAUUUCUAAUUUAUCUUUGAACUGAUUGAGAAAAAGCAGCCGGCUCCCUUGAAUCAGCUUCUCCUGAGAUUCUUCAGCCAGAGUCCUAGACACUGCUUGGCUUGCUUGGAAUUGCUGGAUGUUUUACAUAUUUGCAAGCUUUGGAGUGUACAAGACCAACCAUCAUCUCCGACCGAUGCCAAAGCCAACCGGAUGGGCAAACCUUGUCAUACAGAAAAUGCGUUGAGUGGAACUGCUAUGUGGCUAUGCCAGAGAAUGGAGAUUGAAGAGCUUAUUUGUAUUAAAGCCCUAAUUUUGUUUAUGCUGGUGUUAAAGUUGCAGUCUUAUAUUUUCUCCUUUACGGAGGCCUUUAUGUAAUGCCAGUACCCCUGAUUGAUAUUCAGUAUCAUAAAUCUUGUAUAAUUUAUGCUUUUCAGUGCAA